GAACAUGGACACAAGCGUUAUUCUCUUUUUAAAUUAAUCGAUGAGGAAUUAAAUAGCAGACGAUGGAUUUGGACAAUUAGCAAUGAUGUUUUUUGAUGUCCACAUAUUAGUCAACAUAUUAAUUUGUUUGUUAAUACCUAUAACAAGCUGAAAACAUUUACUAAUGCAUAAACCGUAAUAUCAAAUCCAAUUUACAAAAAUAAAUCGAACAUAAACGAAACAAAUGUAAAAUAUUUUACAAACAUUUCCGACAAAAUUAGACAAAAAAGAAACAUUUCCGACAAGAGAAAGAAAAUCGGUUAAAGAAAAAGCUUAAAUAAACCCGUCGGUGAAUUAAAUUCCUUAAUUGGUGCAGUUAUACAGACUCCAUGCAAUGGGAGUGGACCCAUCUGCACCAGAUCAUUCCACCCAAUUCCACUAGAACAACAACAGCUAGCUAGCAGAAGGUAUCGAUUUGAUUCCUCACUCACCACCUAAAAAGAAAAAUUAAAUUAAAUUCCCCAAAAUACCCUUUAUAACGUUAACAACACCAAAAGGUCAAAACGUAGUCGUAUCACCACCACCUUCAUGUUCUCCACUCAGCUUGAGAUGCGGUUGCCUUCAAUUUUAAAAACCCACAGCUGAAGAAAAACGCCAUUCUCUCUCUCUCACUCGAGCUUCCGUUUUCCGGCGGAUCACAAUCGGAAUCUUAACCGUCGUUGUUGCGAAGCGAUCUUACGAUGUUUGACGGUAUCUUAGGCCGCGGAUUUGCUCCCAAGGGGAAACCACUGAUAAAACUGACUAAGAAUCGGAUCGAUGUUCUUCGGAGGAAGAGGACUGCCACGAUCAAGUUUCUCAAGGGAGAUUUUGCUGAUCUUAUCUCUAAUAGCCGUGACGUCAAUGCUUAUACCAGGGCGGGAGGGCUUCUUGAUGAACUAAGGCAUCUCUGGAAUCUUGAUUUUGUUGAGAGCACUUGUGAUUUCGUGUAUAAGCAACUCUCCACCAUGCAGAAGAUGGAGGAAUGUCCUGAAGAUUGUCGUGAAGCUGUGUCGUCCUUAAUGUUUGCAGCCGCUGGAUUUUCUGAAUUGCCUGAGCUGCGUGAACUGAGGCAGAUGUUUCACGAGAAGUAUGGAGAUUCACUUAGUGUGUUUGUCAACCAAGAACUUGUUGAGAAUAUGACAUCAAAGCCAUUUUCUUUGGAGAAGAAAGUGAAGUUGAUGGAAGAUGUUGCAUCGGAGUAUGCUAUUCGUUGGGAUUCUAAAGCUUUUGAGAAGAGGAUCUUGAGGCAAAAUGGUAGUUCAGUAAAGGAUACCACUCACGAGAAGCAUAAGUCUUUAGACGGAAGUGUGGCCUUGCCAUCAGAAAGGAAAAAGGAUGUUGCAUCAGAGAGAAGAGAUCCUUUCUUUCGACCGGAUAAUUAUCAGAAUGGUCUCAGAGAACAUCAGCGUGGGCUAGCAUCUAAAAAUAAGUCAGAUGAUGUUCGUCACGCCUCCAGAUCGGAAAGCAAGGACGAUAAGGCAGAAAGGAACGAGUUCCAUUUGCAACCGAAUCACAAGUCUUCCAGAGGAAGACCUCAACCUAUUUUUAACGAAGGUGACACUAUAGUGAUGAAGAUCAAACGUGAGAAUCUCGUUCAAGGGGUUGGACAUCAAAAUGGUGAAGCUGCUGCUGCGCCUAAGAAAACAGAGGUGACAGAGAAACACAAGCGUAGCAGCACCAAAACAGAAGAUAAGUUAGUUCUUGGCUUUAAGCAAGAAAGUUUCUUCAAAGGCUACAAACAUGAGAAUGGUGAAGAGCAUGCGCCUCAGAAAGUAGAAGAUAACCUCUCAAUGCCUCCAAAGCCAAGGUCGAAAAGAACACCAUCUAUAGAUUCAGCCCGUAGACAUCGCAGCGAUCACGAGAGGAGAGAAAACACAGUUCCUGUGCGAGAGGGCACAGAAAAAGAUUCAUCUGCUGGUAACAUCAAGGGUGGUGGAGAUGGAUAUGAUCCAGUAAGGAAGUUUGAGGAGCGGGAAGCGGAGAGAAUGAUGAAGUCCCUUCCCCCACCUCCGUAUGUUAAACCGAGUGGUAAAGCAAAGAUCGAAAAACCUGAAGCUUCAGCUUAUCCAAAGGCUCGGUUUGAUGGUGAAGAAGGAAACUGUCAAGACACUGAUAAAAAGGUUUCUGAAGCAGGUCAGCAUCAAGUGAAUGACGUAGAUGAUCAAUCUCUGAAGCGGCGAUCUAGUAGAAGAAAACACAUUAUACAAUCGAAUGAUGGUGAUGAUGAUACAAGAAGCAGCAGAAGAAGGGAACACUCAAGGAAAGGCCUUCAAGUCUUAGUAGAUGAAGAUGAGAAGGACAGUGAGGAAAAGAUGAUGGAUAAACUUCUUAUGCAUUACAGUAAAAAGCCUUCAAGUUAUGAAGAAUCUAAAAGCAGACGUUCACAUCGUAGAAAAGCAGAAGGUGAAGAGAUUCAUCAUCCCGCUCGGUCACUCAGUCUCCCCAGUGAACAAUUUGCCGGACCAUCUGAACCCGCAAAGACGUUUGCUCGUGCCGCCUCGUUUCAGCCAGAACGUAGUGAAGCUAAGCACGUUCACCCCAAGUUACCUGACUAUGAGGAUUUGGCUGCCAGAUUUGCAGAGCUAAAAGGAAGGUAAAUGUUUUGAGCAGUUUAUGAGCUUAGAGAAACAUAGUGUCUGUAUGGAGAUUACAUAUUCUAUUACCCAUUACUCACUUCUUACUAUUACUUUACCAUUGUUGGUCUGACACAUUGUUAUUGACCCCAAAGAGUUAUUGAUCAUUUGUUUGCUAUGUUGGGCUUCAUUUAAUAGUUUAUAAACAAAAUUGAAAGGA
Molecule: messenger RNA, 2811 nt
Organism: Brassica rapa (field mustard)
Lineage: Eukaryota; Viridiplantae; Streptophyta; Magnoliopsida; Brassicales; Brassicaceae
Biological process (GO): protein transport
Source: RefSeq, a predicted model, not a curated record